GCGCAAGUAUCUGCCAUUGUUUGGAAACGGCCAUAUUGAAUCCUCGUCACUGGUGGCUACUCUCUGUAAUUAUAUUCCGCUAGCUCAGGGUCUCUUUGAAGGAUGGCAUGUGUAACACUCAAACGAUCACUGGAAUUUGACCCCCUUCACCAUGGAAGUUGUACUCCUCGGCCCCAUAAGAGACGACGAUGUGUGCCUAUGUGUGUUUCACCCCAGAGUGCUGCUGCAGCAACUGCACGUCACACUGAGUCACAGUCACCAUUUUCUGAGGUUACACCUACUCUUACCCCAGAACAAAUUGCACAAAAUGUUCGGGAGGAGAUCCGUAGGCUGAAGCGCCGCAAGAUCCUACAGUGCGGUGAGCGUAGUAUGGAAUGUGAGGGUGGUUAUGAAUCUCCGGCUUCCCCUCCUUCUCCGCCAUCCCCUGCCUGCCCUACCUCGCCUUCACCAUCACCUGCUCCAUCAUCCACUGCAGGAGUUUCCUCUCUUCAACACCAUCACCAUCAUCAGUCAUCUCUUGGGAAGGAUAAACCUCUUUUCACAUUCAGACAGGUGAAUCUGAUCUGUGAGCAGUUACUGCGCGAACGUGAGGUGAAUAUCCGUGAAGAAUAUGAUAAAGUUUUGGCAUCCAAACUUGCCGAGCAGUAUGACUGCUUUGUACGAUUUACCACAGAUCAGAUACAACAGAGGCUCUCUCAAGCAGCCCUUCCCAGCUAUCUUUCUUAAGGAGACUCUGCUGUUUUGAUAUGGACUAUGUGCCUUUGGAGGUACAAAGAAUGAAAAAAAGGAGUCUAGGAAAGUAAUUCCCUGGAAGUGUUAACUUUGUACAUAGGAAGUAUCUCAAGCUCUGGAAGGAAUCCAAGUGUUCAGGAAACAAGUGUAAUAAAUGGUUGCUGGAUGAAAUGGAUAUAAACCUCAUUUCAGUUUUGACAAGUGAUUGCCAAGUGAUGUGUUUGGUAUGAAGGUGUAAAUCAGUAUAUCCAUAUCAUUCAAAGCUGUACAUGAGUACAGUGGUCUUGGGUUAGCCAAGACACAAACUCAAGUCACUUACAGAACAGCAAACAAUAUAAGUUAGGAGGGACUUACACGGCAACCAGAAGUGGCAGCUUCAGUGACAAGCGCAAGUUACCUUGUGGUGCUCAUUCUGUGUGGCAUUCCUCAACAGUUGUGUGUAUAUACCUUCUAACCAUUCAGUUGCCUUUCACACUUUUCUUGCUGUAAGUGGUACUUUGUGGAGUGAAACUCAAGAGAUGUAGUGUACCUAUUUGGUAUAACCGGUAACUUAAAACCCUGUCUGCGAGAAAAGUUGUGAUAGACUGUUGAGAGUUCUUCUAGUACAGGAAGACAGCCACAGCUGCAGUCACAUUGCCUUUAUGUGAAUAGUAAUCUAUAGGGUAGUGCUCUAUAUUGCCUGUUUUAUGUUAAUACAAUUAUUUUUGGCCAGCUUCUCUUAAACUUGUAUGUUACUGAUAAAUGUGACUUAAAGUAGGUUCCUAAACCUUAUACAUUUAUAUUAGGAAGGAGAUACCCUGGUAAUGUCUUCCUGUAUUAGAACCUUAAAUAACUUGCCCCUCUUAUUAGAAGGGCGGUAUUAACCCACCAUACAAAUCAAUAUCUCGCCUAUGCUGUUUUAUUAGAGAUCUGUUGUAUGAUAAUUUACUUAUGGGUGUUGUGUCUAAUGUGGGUAAUAUGUACUCUAGGCAUAAUAAGGUGUUAGGUUCAAAGGGUUACAUUCUGCUGUAGCAGGAAGAACCUGUAUGAAGUGAGAAAGGCAGUAGUGUUAGUUGCAAUGAAUCUUGACGUGAUUGUUUCACCGUAUGAAUUUAUGACUAGUGUAGGAUAAGUUUUUUUUAUAAUGUACUGGGGCUUUUUAGUCUCAUCAUGUAUGUACAGUGCACGUUUGAAAGCAGGACUUUGUAUGCUGCAUAUUCAUUGUCAAGCAUUGUUAAAGCAGUAAGUCUGCAUUUAUAUGAUACUUGGUGACAUUUUGGGUUUUUGUAAGGAAUCACUUAGUUGUUAGUGCAUUUCAUUUCCUUGAUUUUUCCUUUCAUUGAAGACUGACAUUUGUGUGGUAGUUUUAUACUACUUCUUCAUUCUAGUGUCAUUUGUCAUAUACAGUUAGGCAUCAUUUGCUAUUGUAUAAAACAGCUUCUCUUCAUUUUAAAUAAGCCAAGCUACUAAGAAGAUAGCAAAUGGUUCAUUUUCUCAUUUUCCAGCAAAAAUUAACAUGCUGUAAUCUUGGCUUCCUUGUCUGCAACUUUCCUUUUAAUUUUAUAACCAUCAAACAUUUGUUAUUAAGUUAGCUGAACAUAUUGUUGCAUGAACUCUUGAAGUAAAGAGCAAUUGUUUACUAUUUAUUUUCUUGUUCUCACUUUUUUACUGUACUUGUAUUAUUAAAUAUACUUGUUAAUGGGAAAGUA
Messenger RNA from Homarus americanus (American lobster), 2420 nucleotides. RefSeq names its product akirin-2-like. Bases 103 to 726 code for a protein of 207 amino acids. Gene Ontology annotation, cellular component: nucleus; chromatin. The record is from RefSeq and is a predicted model, not a curated record. Lineage: Eukaryota; Metazoa; Arthropoda; Malacostraca; Decapoda; Nephropidae. Gene Ontology annotation, biological process: positive regulation of innate immune response; positive regulation of transcription by RNA polymerase II. The transcript has 5 exons. Gene Ontology annotation, molecular function: transcription coregulator activity.